Messenger RNA from Drosophila rhopaloa, 2087 nucleotides. It is a transcript of the gene ohgt, whose product is annotated as protein cereblon. Lineage: Eukaryota; Metazoa; Arthropoda; Insecta; Diptera; Drosophilidae. The coding region runs from base 104 to 1834 and encodes 576 amino acids. The transcript has 5 exons. The record is from RefSeq and is a predicted model, not a curated record.
AAACGGUCACUCUUCAUAUUUUCCUUUGUCAAAAUAAAUAGUAAAUAAAUAAAAAUUGAAUUCACCUGGAAAACGAAGAAACCACACGAAUAUAACGGCUCAAAUGGAAGACGAGGAGACCUCAGAAAUCAAUUCUGUGCAGGGGGAGGACGAAACGGCUGAGUUAAGAAUACCCUCUGUCCAGGAGCUUCUAGACAACGUGGAUGACCUGGAGGAACCUGUACACAAUCCAUUAGAUCCGCUGGCCAUCGAGGGAGGCUUGGAUGGGGGGCUGGGGGUCAUAGAUGAGGAUGUUCCGGAGGACACCGCGAGCGAGGGCAGUCAUCCCAGCAGCGACAUGUCCCUUGAAAGUCCAGGCAGUGAAGAUGACUCCGAUCUGGAGCGCCUUCCCCGCUGGAUGAUCCCCCAGAACCGCCUGCGUUCUGCCGUGGACAUGAUGGUAUCGCAAGCCCGCAACCGAGAUGGCGGAAUCGCAGCAUUGCUCAACCGGGACAACUUCCUGCAGCGCGUGCGCAGCAUGGUCUUUAGCCAGGAGCGUCAGCGAAGUCGCACCAGCGAGGACACCAGCCAGGAGGCCACCGAGCAGUCGGACGAACCCCCACCGCCGCCGCCAUCUCGUCCCCAGAUCGACAUAGAGCUGGAAAGGGCCGUGCGCUUCGACACCAACUUGCCGGCCGAGCACUCGUACUUCGGCAACCAUUUGAGCCGCGUACCCGGCGUCGACUACUUGGAGGUGGGCAGCACCCAUCACAUGCUCAUAUUCCUGCACCAGCACAUCCUGUUCCCCGGCGAGGUUCUGCCCUUCAUGCUCGACGACCGAAUGUUUGACGAGGAUAUGCCCGGCCUGGAUGGCCUAAUCUUCGGCGUGGGCUUUCCGCAUAUGCAGCCGCCGGAUGACAUCCCGCACAAGCUAUAUGGGGUUACGUGCCAGAUCUACGAAAAGGGCGAAAGCGGCAGGGAGUUGAUGUUCUACAAAUCCCGAGCACUACAGCGCAUCAUCAUCAACUGCGAUGAUAUCCAGGGGCCGCCGCAGUAUAUUGCCCGCAAUCCGACAAGCAAGUGCUUCAGCAAAGUCAAGAUAUUGCCGGAGUACUUCCUGCCAGAACCACUUCAAUCCGUUGAAAUGGGUUCGAUGGCCAGGUUUCGGGAUAUACCCUCGAUGCGAGACAAGUACCGCAGAUUCCAGCUUGCCAGCACCCCUUGGCCGGCUGAUGUCUGCCAAGAGUAUUCAUUCGAUGCCAUCGUUAAGCGCGCACGUCAGAGGCUAGAAGUCCAAAAUAUAGACACCAUGCCAAAAUGCCCCAUUCAGUUGUCCUUCUGGCUGGUGCGAAACCUCCACCUAACCGAAAAGAUGAUGCGACUGACCUUCCUCACGGACUCGGUUAACACUCGCCUCCAAUUGAUCAAGAGCACGUUCAAGGAGGAGUCGCUCUUCUUCUGCCGAUAUUGCAACAGCAGUCUGGCCCACUGCGCGGAUCUCUUUGCCAUGUCCAAACACGGUGUUCAGACGCAGUACUGCAAUCCAGAGGGCUACAUCCACGAGACGAACACCGUUUACCAGGUGAUGUCCCAUGCCAUCGGCUACAGCGGCGAGCCAUCCACCAAAUUUAGCUGGUUCCCCGGAUACCAGUGGCACAUCAUACUGUGCAAGUUUUGCGCUCAGCACGUCGGCUGGGAGUUCAAGGCGGUGCAGCCCAACCUGGCGCCCAGGGUCUUCUUCGGCCUGGCUGGUUCCAGUGUGCGGAUUGGAAAGGCCAGCGAGAACACGCCGGUCAACGGCAGCACCUACGUGGUGCGCAACAUGCUCCGGCUGAUCUCCAACGAGAUGGAAUGAGGCUGGCGCGUCGUGAAGCGAUUUAUCAGUGGCCAACUCUGCUGCUGCCGUCGCCCGGAAAACAAUGCGGGACCUGCUUAAUUCGUUACACAACCAGACUUAGCAGAAACCACGGCAGUUGUUGGGCGUGUAUGUAAGCCGAAAGAUUGAUUUACAUAUGGUUGGAAAUAUGUUCUUUAGUUCAAGUAAAUUAUGCCUAAUUGAUAUUUAAGAUUUUUGAAACUAAAGUCUCUCUGUAAUAAGUUACUCUUAA